AAAUUAUGGAUAUGGAUAGGUUAGUAUGUUUGGGAAUUAUUACUUCUCCCCAUGGAAUUAAGGGAGCUGUAAAAAUCAAAACUUUCACCGAAAAACCUGAAAAUAUUUUUUCGUAUGGUGAAUUAAUCAAUGGUGAUGAGAGCUAUAAAAUAGAUUCAAUAUCUACUGUAGGCGAUAAUUUAGCAAUAGCUACACUUAAUGGUGUAAAUUCUUGUGACGAAGCAGAACUAUUGCGAAAUAAGAAGUUAUAUGCAACACAGGACAAGUUGCCAGAAUUGGAUAAUAAAAAUCAAUUUUAUCAUAAUGAUCUCAUAGGUAUGGAAGUAAAGCUAGAAAACAAUGAAUCAUACGGUUAUGUAACAUAUAUACAUAAUUUCGGGUCAGGAGAUAUAUUAGAAAUUAUAGCAACUAGCACAAAAAAAAAUAUCAUGUUGUCUUUUACUCAAGAAAUAUUUCCACACAUAAACGUUAAAAAGAGGUAUAUGGUAUUGAGUAUACCAGAAUUCGUUGAUUAA
Messenger RNA from Cinara cedri, 515 nucleotides. The record is from the annotation of a GenBank genome assembly. Lineage: Eukaryota; Metazoa; Arthropoda; Insecta; Hemiptera; Aphididae.